Miscanthus lutarioriparius is the source of this 855-nucleotide messenger RNA. NCBI's taxonomy places the organism in Eukaryota, Viridiplantae, Streptophyta, Magnoliopsida, Poales, Poaceae. The record is from the annotation of a GenBank genome assembly.
AUGCAUCUCGCCGCCGACCUCCCCCCGCACCGGGGCCGAGGCGGCCCCGGCGCGGGGCCCAUCGCGCUCGCUUCCGCCCUGCUCCGACGCGAGAACCACCGGCGCCGCGCGCUCGCCUGCGGGGCCGUCCUCGCCUCCGCGCUGCUCCUCGUGGCCACGCCGCGGUUCCGCCACACCCCUGCGCUCCACCUAUUCGCCGACAUGCGCAAUCUCCUCGGCGUGCCCAACACGCUCAACGUGCUCACCGCCUACCCGCUUCUACUCGCCGGGGUCCCGGGCCUCGUCCUCUGCAUCUGCGGCAGCGGGUGCUUCGGCGUCAGCUUGAGAUGGGAGGCCUUGGGAUGGUUCCUCUUUUAUGCUGGGAAUGUAGCAGCAGCAUUUGGCUCGGCUUACUAUCAUCUCAAGCCAGACGAUGACCGCUUAAUUUGGGACAGGUUGCCGAUGAUGAUAUCAUCCUCCUCACUUUUGUCAAUAUUAGUAAUUGAAAGAGUUGAUGAGAGGAUUGGGCUAUCUUGUUUGAUCUCACUCCUAUCUCUUAUAUUACUGAGCAGUGCAUGUGAAAGGGUUCUUGAUGAUAUGCGUUUAUGGGUGAUUCUGAACUUUGUUCCUUGCAUCGCCAUUCCUGCAAUGCUAUUCUUGUUUCCUCCCAAGUAUACACAUUCAAGGUUUUGGUUCCUUGCUACAGGCUUUUACCUUUUGGCAAGAUUUGAAGGCCUUGCUGACAGGAAAGUUUACAGUGUGAACCGGUACUUCAUUAGCGGCCAUUCCCUGGAGCACCUUUGUUUUGCCCUGGUGACGUUUAUACUAACUGUGAUGCUGUCCUUCAGAAAUAUUAAGAUUGCCAGGGACUCCUGA